Messenger RNA from Pelobates cultripes (western spadefoot toad), 527 nucleotides. NCBI's taxonomy places the organism in Eukaryota, Metazoa, Chordata, Amphibia, Anura, Pelobatidae. The record is from the annotation of a GenBank genome assembly.
AUGUUUCAGAAACUGGAGGACAGCUUCAGUGAGAAACUACAGGCAGUGAAUGCGGACGUGCAACAGCUCGGAGCCAGAGUGCAAGACCUGGAGGAAGAGACAGAGAACAUUAACAAACAAUGGGCUGAAGCCUACACCACCCAGGAGACACACGCAGAAGCAACAAGGUACCUACAAAGGAGGCUGGAAGAUGUAGAUAACCGGGGGCGCCAAAACAACCUACGGGUGAGGGGCAUUCCGGAAAGUGCUGAGGGUGUCACAGAAAACCCCAUACAGGUCCUCACCACCCUCUUUAAUCGCAUCCUACCCAGACCUAAUGACACAGCCAUCACAUUUGACAGGGCUCACAGGGCCGCUAGGCCCAGAAAUCUACCUCCUGAUAGGCCACGAGACCUUAUCUGCUGCAUCCACAACUUCCUCUUAAAGGAGGAAAUUUUCCGUAAAGCCCGCCAAAACAAAGAUCUAACAGUAGAUGGCCAAUUGGUGACAGUAUUUCAGGACCUGGCACCAUCCACAUUACAAGCAAG